Molecule: messenger RNA, 1002 nt
Organism: Lachancea thermotolerans CBS 6340
Lineage: Eukaryota; Fungi; Ascomycota; Saccharomycetes; Saccharomycetales; Saccharomycetaceae
Gene: MDH1
Product: malate dehydrogenase MDH1
Exons: 1
Coding region: 1-1002 (333 amino acids)
Biological process (GO): tricarboxylic acid cycle; malate metabolic process
Cellular component (GO): cytoplasm; mitochondrion
Molecular function (GO): L-malate dehydrogenase (NAD+) activity
Source: RefSeq, a predicted model, not a curated record
AUGUUCGCCAAAGUCGCUAAGCGUGCAUUUUCGUCUUCCACAGCAAACCCCUACAAAGUCACGGUGCUGGGCGCCGGAGGUGGCAUUGGCCAACCGCUGUCGCUACUGUUGAAACUGAACCACAAGGUCACCGACCUCAGACUUUACGACCUGAAAGGCGCCGCUGGUGUCGCCGCCGACUUGUCACACAUCCCUACAAACUCCGUCGUGAAAGGGUUUUCGGCGGACGCCCAGGACGGUAUCAAGAGCGCGCUAAAAGACACCGACGUGGUUUUGAUCCCUGCAGGUGUUCCAAGAAAGCCUGGUAUGACCAGAGACGACCUGUUUUCCAUCAACGCCUCCAUCGUGCGCGACCUCGCCGCGGCCUGUGCGGAGAACGCGCCCAACGCCGCGAUCCUGGUGAUCUCUAACCCAGUGAACUCCACUGUGCCUAUCGUCGCCGAGGUGCUGAAAUCGAAGGGCGUGUACAACCCUAAGAAGCUGUUCGGUGUCACCACCCUUGAUGUCAUCAGAGCCUCGCGUUUCAUUUCCGAGGUCUCCGGCACUAACCCUACCACUGAGAAGGUCAACGUCAUUGGUGGCCACUCUGGUAUUACAAUCAUCCCCCUAAUCUCCCAAACCAAGCACAAACUCAUGGACAAGGAGAAGAGAGACGCUCUCAUCCACAGAAUUCAAUUCGGCGGUGACGAAGUUGUCAAGGCCAAGAACGGCGCUGGUUCCGCCACUCUGUCCAUGGCCCAAGCAGGUGCAAGAUUUGCCAACUCUGUUCUUGCUGGUUUGGAAGGCGAGGCCGAUGUUAUCGAGCCUUCCUUCGUCGACUCUCCUCUGUUCAAGAGCGAGGGAAUUGAGUUCUUUGCUUCUCCUGUGAAGCUCGGUCCUCAGGGUGUCGAGAAGAUCUUCUCUAUUGGUGAGAUCUCCUCUGAAGAGCAGGAAUUGCUUGACAAGUGCAAGGAAACCUUGAAGAAGAACAUAGAGAAGGGCACUGCGUUCGUCAAGUCCUAA